This is a messenger RNA of Lingula anatina, 1938 nucleotides long. Its product is annotated as ribitol-5-phosphate xylosyltransferase 1. Gene Ontology annotation, cellular component: Golgi apparatus. Gene Ontology annotation, biological process: protein O-linked glycosylation via mannose. NCBI's taxonomy places the organism in Eukaryota, Metazoa, Brachiopoda, Lingulata, Lingulida, Lingulidae. The record is from RefSeq and is a predicted model, not a curated record. Gene Ontology annotation, molecular function: ribitol beta-1,4-xylosyltransferase activity.
AUGGCGGAAUGAGGUGCUCGCUUAAGAAGCUUGCUCAGGGAAUUAUUUGCAUUUAUGUCGCCUUUACCUGCUACACAACGUAUUUAUGGCUGCAGAAAACACUAAGAAAAGCAGAAAAUACAGCUUUCCAAAAUGGGAUCAAAUUUGCUUUAAGUGGUACAAGGCUCUCUGCAAAGAGCAAAGAAGAAAACUGGAACCCGUGGGGGGAGGAGUUUGAGAAUGAAAAAGGUGGACAGAGAAGACCCCCUUUCCAGGCCCCAGUGUUCAGAUUGUCAGAUGUUGAAAAGCAGGCACUUCAUGGCAACAGUCAUCAUGGCAGCAUGUUGCCAUGGCGCCAGUUGGAGCUUGGUGCAGUGAAAAAACUCCCAUCACAGAAAAUACAUAAUAUUGAAUUAUGGGGGAAAGCUGCCAUUGGUCUGUACCUGUGGGAGCACAUCAUGAACAGUACCUUGGAGGACAGGUUGGGAGGAGUCUGGCAAUAUGGCAGCAAGCGAAUACAGAAUCUCAUUUUUAGGUUUAGGACUGGACCAGGGGUUGUCCCUCACAAAGCCCCCAAGGAUGUUGAAAACCUAGUCCUUGUUCUCAAUGGACGGGAACAGUCCAAAAUAGACUUUGCCAAGAUUUGGCUCGAUUCGUUGUCAACUUUUGAAAAGUUGAAGAAUGUAGCUGUGAUACUCUUGGGCAAUGAGCAGUGUGAUAAUGAGUGGAUCAAGCCGUAUUUAGUUCAGAAUGGAGGACUGGUGAAGCUGGUGUUUCUUGUUUAUGAUAGUCCAGAUGUGGACAAUGUGAACUUCUACCAGUGGCCACUAGGUGUCGCUACGUACAGAGGUUUUCCAAAGUUUAGGGACACAAUAAUCAAUGCAAUGAAACCGAGGCAAUAUAUAUGUAACUUUUUGGGCACUGUGUACCCUAAUUCUUCCAGAGAAACUUUGAUGAAAAUUCUGACUGCUCACAACAUGGGUAACUUAUGCUACCUCAAGCCCAGAUAUGAGUGGCUCCCCCUAGAGUCAGAAGAUACAAGACAGGAUUUUAUCCAAGCAUUAAAGACGAGCGAUCUCACCCUCAACCCAGUGGGGAAAAAUACAGAAUGUUACAGAAUUUAUGAAGCGUUAUCAAUGGGCUCUGUGCCUGUUGUGGAGGAUGUCAUGACACCAGGGAAUUGUGGGAAAUCCAAGGUAUCCCACAAUGCACCAUUACAAUUAUUAAAAGAACACGAUGCCCCAGUUAUAUAUGUCAAAAAAUGGGAAGAACUACCUGACAUAUUAAAAGCCGAACAAAAAAUGUCAAUAUCCAAGGUUAUUGAAAGAAGAACAAGGGUUUUGAACUGGUAUAAAGAAUUCCUAUUAAAAACAGAAGAGUACUUUGUGGGCAUUCUUAAAGACAGAUUUUUCAGCAGUUGAAAUUAGCUGUCUGGAAUGGAUGUUGGGUCCGAAUUUGGUUUUCCAUCUUCUGUAGCAAAAACUAGCAAUUAUUUGCUAUUACAUUAUUUUUAUUAUCAUGUAUCAUUUGUAAAUAGCCAUUAGACAUAUCAAUUUUAGAGCAGUUUGAUGGGUUAUUUUUAGAAUUCAACUUGCUCACAAACGAGAGUGUAAAAUAUUAACACAACAUGCAUGUCAUUAUGAGAAUUUGGUAUUCUUAGUGUUAUGAACGUAUCAAAGACUUUUCAAAUUUUAAAAAUAUGUUCAUUUAAGGUCCCUCUAAAUGUAUUACAAUUAUGAGGUCUUUUUUAAGAAGUUAAUAUUAACAAAUAUAAAAGCUUGCUGAUGCUAGGCACAGGGCAUUUAAAUCUCUGUGAGACAUUUUAAAGUGCCAUAGCAAGGCAUUUUUUUUUAUUUUGUCAAACAUUAUCUGUAAGAUAUUAUUUUAUGGUGCUAUUCGAUUAUUAGAGGUAUUUAUCUGCAUAAUAAAAAAAUCACAGUCUUUUGUACACAAACUUAA